UGGCCGAAGGUUCCGGGUACGGAGAUAACCUCACCCCCGUGGCUCCGGAACUGAAGCCGGACGGACCCGGGGCGCCGCGCAGCUCACGUGACGCUCAUGUGACGCGCCCGGAAACCGGAUGCGGCGAUGGCUGCGGAGCGGCUGCUGCAGCAGGCGAGGGAGGUGACACCGGCGGAGCUGCGGGCCCUGUGCGCCCGGGUCUCCUCGCUGCUGCGGGAGGCGGCCGACGGCCCCGACGCCCUGGACGGCCUGCGCCGGCUCUUCCUAGUGGUCUCCGCCACCAAGUACCCCCGGACGCUGGAGCCGCCACUGCCCGAGCAGCUGUGGGCCUCCCUGGGCACCGCCCACCCCGAGCCCUUGCGGCUCCUCUGUGCUGCCGUCCUGAGGGAGCUGCCCCCCGCUGGCCCGGCCCGCGACCCCCAGGACGCCUGGCAGCUGAGUCUGGAGGCCUCCGUGCUCCUGGCCCAGGGGGACCGGCGGGGCCAGGUGGACGCCCUGGGCCGCCACGUCUUCUCGCUGCUGGGGGGCCGCCACCCUGAGGGCCCCGGCCUGCGCCGCCUCCUGCCCGUGGUCUGCAGGGCGUCCAGCCUGGCCCCGCGCUGCCUGAAGAAAGACCAGACCGACCUGCUGAGCAAGAGGCUGGCGGACUGGCUGCGCUACGCCAGCGUCCAGCAGGGGGCGGCCGUCUCCUCGGGCGGUUUCUUCACACCCCGGGCCCGGCAGCCCGGGCCUGUCACUGAGCUGGACGGGGUGGUGGCCACGGAGUUCUUCACGGUGCUGUCCACGGGCCAGCGCUUCACCGACGACCAGUGGCUGAACGUCCAGGCUUUCUCCAUGCUGCGGGCUUGGCUGCUGCUCUGUGGCCCCGGGGCCCCCGACGCAGACGACAGGUCGGAGCUGGAGGGCUCGACGCUGUCCGUGCUGUCAGCCUCCGGCAGCCUGCGCACCCCCCGGGAGCGGCUACGGGAGACGGCCUUCGAGUACUGUCGGCGCCUCCUGGAGCAGAGCGGCCGCUGCGCCCUGCGGAAGGCAGAUGUGGAGCUGCAGAAGGCGUGCCUGGCGGAGGCCCUGCUGGUACUGGACGUGCUGUGCGCGCAGGACUCCUCCUUCCUGUACCGCUCCCUCUCCUGCCUCAAGGGGCUGCAAGCCCGGCUUUGCGGGGACCCGGCCUGGGUGCGCACGCUGCUACCCCUUGCCCACUUCCUGCUGAGCCACGGGGAUGCGGCCGCCCUGGACGCGGGGGCGGUGUGCCAGCACCUGCUCCAGUGGGUCCCGGCCGAGCUCUACCACAGCCCCCUGCUGGCCUUCGAGCUGCUCCGCUUCUGCCGGGACCACGCCCGGCUGCUGGGCGCCCCCCUGGCCCUCAACUUCCCCAGCCUCCUCAAGCUCCUGGCCUGGAACAGCCCGCCACUGACGGCUGAGUUCGCAGCUCUGCUGCCGGUACUGGUAGAUGCCAACACGGCCCCCGAGAUGCUCCAGGCACUUCUGGACCUGCCCUGCCUGGCCGCCGCCCUGGAUCUGCAGCUCAGGUCGCAACCCACAGUGUCCGAGCGGCCGCUGUGGGACACCUCCCUCAAGGUGCCCGGCUGCCUGGAUGCCUUCCGGGACCCGCAACUGCACGGCCUCUUCCAGCACCUGCUGCGGACCAGGGCCGGGGGGAGACCCCAGAGGCUGAGCCCACUGUUCCAGCCACUGCAGCCCAUGGCCCGCUGUCCCCGAGUGGUUCAGUGCACCCAGGCCGUGCCUGUCCUGCUGCAGGCCUUCUUCUCGGCCGUGAUGCCGCUCGCCAAUGGCACCCUGGCCCGUGAGCUGGCGCAACUGCUGCUGGAGCGGAGCGACAGCCUGUUCCAAGUCCCUCAUUACCCGGCCGCCGUGCACAGGGUGCUGGGCCAGCAGCUCCUGGCGCUGUGCCGCGUGCAACCACCACUAGUGGCAGAACUGGAGAAAGACCUGUUGUGCUUCCUGGGUGGCCGCGGUGCCCUGCUUCCCUGUGUGGUGUGGGCCGUGGGUGAGUUCCUGUCAGUGUCCUGGACCCGGCGCUGCACAGCAGAGCUCAUCAGCCGCUUCUUUGAGGCCCUGGAGGCCCUGCUGUUCGAGGUAACCCAGGCCCGGCCCCCUGCCGCCUCCUGGUGCCCCCCAGAGCUCGUCACAGCACUCAUGACCGCCCUUGCCAAGCUGGCCUCGAGGAGCCAGGACCUCAUUCCCAGGGUCUCCCUGUCCCUGUCAAAGAUGAGGAGCCUGGCCCUCAGCGGGGUGGCCGGCAUGGAGGAGGCGGCAAUCGGCAGUAGGGCCACAGAGCUGCUGCAGCUGCUCAAGAUGCCCGGCGCUGCCCAGCUGGUGCUCACACCCAGCCCCCAGGCUGCCCACCUGCGCUACCACCGCGACACCAACACGGCCCUGCCCCUGGCCCUGCACACCGUGCGGCGGCUGCUGGACAGGGAGGCUGGUCUGGUGCCCGGGUGACAUGGACACGGGGUGGGGGGGGGUGCCCAGCAAUGGAAACAAUGAAAAUUCUGCACUCCAGAAUCAGCGUUUGCUUCCUGUCUC
Erinaceus europaeus (western European hedgehog) is the source of this 2547-nucleotide messenger RNA. RefSeq names its product adaptor related protein complex 5 subunit zeta 1 (gene AP5Z1). Bases 127 to 2463 code for a protein of 778 amino acids. The transcript has 17 exons. Gene Ontology annotation, cellular component: AP-5 adaptor complex. The record is from RefSeq and is a predicted model, not a curated record. Lineage: Eukaryota; Metazoa; Chordata; Mammalia; Eulipotyphla; Erinaceidae.